AGAUCGAACGAUUCGUCAUCUAAUUCGUGAGCAAAUAUGGACGAAGGAGGGGGUAUUGGAAGCAGUUUGCUCUCCAGAAUCACGACGACAGCCUCUGAAAUUAUGAUGCGAAACGAACCGACGACAACUGAAAAUCCAGCUGUUCAAGAAAUGAAUCAUAUUUAUCAUUUGACACCAAGUAUGAAGAUGUUAUGUAUUCUUUUCUAUAGUAUACUUUGCGUAUGCUGUGUCUAUGGAAAUGUGCUCGUUAUUCUGGUUAUUGUUUAUUUUAAACGACUUCGAACGGCGACUAAUAUUUUGAUAUUGAACUUGGCAGUUGCUGAUCUUCUCAUAUCAGUAUUCUGCAUUCCGUUCAGCUAUUGGCAAGUAUUGAUUUAUGAUGAUCAACGUUGGCUCUUCGGCUCAAUGAUGUGCUCUUUAUUAGCAUUCCUUCAAGCAAUGGCUGUAUUUUUAUCAGCUUGGACACUUGUCGUUAUCAGUUUUGAUCGGUGGAUGGCUAUAAUGUUCCUUUUAACUCCAAAUAUUCGAAUUACAAGACGAAGAGCUCUUUAUCUGGUAGCUGCCACGUGGAUAUUCAGUAUCCUAAUGGCGUUGCCGUUACUCUUCACAACGAGAUUUUUCGAAGACCAAGACGGUUUACCGAAUUGUGGAGAAAAUUGGACGUAUUUUGGAGAUUCUGGAGAACAAGUGAGAAAAGUGUAUUCUUCAAUGGUCUUAAUUCUACAAUAUGUUGUACCUCAAGCAGUUUUAAUAAUAACUUACACACAUAUUGGAAUUAAAAUGUGGAAUAGUCGAGUACCAGGAAUGCAGAAUGGAGCAACAAAGAAAAUGAUCGUUGAUCGACAUGAAAGUGUCAAAAAGCUGGUCCCAAUGGUGAUUCUCAUUUCGGCACUCUUCGCACUUUGUUGGCUUCCUUUACUUAUACUGAUCAACGUCAUUCCAGAAUUCUAUCCAGAUAUCAACAGUUGGGGAUAUAUUCUGUAUUUGUGGUGGUUUGCUCAUGGACUUGCCAUGUCUCAUUCAAUGGUCAACCCAAUUAUCUAUUUCAUUCGAAAUGCCCGUUUCCGUGAAGGAUUCUGUUUCUUCUCUUCAAAACUUCUUCCAUGUAUAUCAUUUAAAGAACUUCGUCUUUUAACUGAUAAUACUAGCAGAAGUUUUCGAAACCGUUCACGGUUUUCUGGUGUCAUAAAUCCGACUUCAAGCGAUGAAAAACCUGCUACAUCGCUUACGAGAUAUUCACGAAGUGGAGUCCUUGACAGGCAAACAUGUCGUUCGGCACGUUUCUUCGAAGCCCGACCACUCGUCGUCGUCCGAAACAACUCUGCCAAUUCUCUCGCGUAGCUUUUCCCGUAUCAUUAAGAAAAUUGAUCUACCAUGUACUUGAGUGGAAAGCUAUAGAAGACCAUAGAUUCAAGGUUUUUGUUAUUUGAAAUUGUAUUUUAAAGCAUAAUUUCACAAAUUAUGUUUAUAUUCCAUCCAUUUUAUUGUAUUGUAAGAAAAAACCCCUCAGAUCUCCUAAGAAACAAUUUUAUAUGAAACAUCAAUUGUUGUCUGAAACGCUUUUCAUACCGGUAAAUACUCGCCCCACCAAAUCCACGAAUCAUCACCAAUAUUUUAAACUUGUACCAUACAAAUUGCGUGUUUUCAUUUUAUUUGAAUAUUUUUUCAAAACUAAAUGUAGAAAUAAAUGUUAGAAUACUACAA
This is a messenger RNA of Caenorhabditis elegans, 1704 nucleotides long. RefSeq names its product Neuropeptide receptor 22 (gene npr-22). Gene Ontology annotation, cellular component: membrane; plasma membrane. The transcript is spliced from 7 exons. Lineage: Eukaryota; Metazoa; Nematoda; Chromadorea; Rhabditida; Rhabditidae. Gene Ontology annotation, molecular function: G protein-coupled receptor activity. The record is from RefSeq and is marked reviewed. Gene Ontology annotation, biological process: G protein-coupled receptor signaling pathway. The coding region runs from base 37 to 1341 and encodes 434 amino acids.